Molecule: messenger RNA, 2219 nt
Organism: Marasmius oreades (fairy-ring Marasmius)
Lineage: Eukaryota; Fungi; Basidiomycota; Agaricomycetes; Agaricales; Marasmiaceae
Exons: 11
Coding region: 83-2143 (686 amino acids)
Biological process (GO): ribosomal large subunit biogenesis; protein import into nucleus
Source: RefSeq, a predicted model, not a curated record
CAACAUUCGAAAAUUACUUCGAAUUGAAAAACCCUCUAUAGUGUCCUCUAAAACUGCGCGCAGCGACCUCUAUCGCGAAACAAUGGGAAAAUCUCAGAAGAAGAAGGCCAUGCGACGACAUAAUCCUAUGCGUGUGCCAGAUUCUCACUUACCCAAGGGCCUUGCUGCUGCAUCAGAAUCAUCGAAAAAGUCCGAAAAUAUUCUCCCAAUCAUCCAGAAGAUGAGCAGCACUGACUCGGCAGAGAGGAAAUGGGCUUGUGUCGCGGUGUCGAACAUAAUUCAAAAUGACUCCUCUACCAGGCGGCUAUUACAGGGAAAGAACGUCGUUGGUGAAUUGAUUACACGAUUGACAGAUAGUGAAGAAGAAGUGGUAUUGGAAGCCAUGGGUGCCCUAAGAAACCUAUGUAUCGACGGAGGAUAUGAUAUCUGCGCAGAAAUGUACAACAAAAAUAUACUGGCCCCUGUGAAGACAUUCGUGUCCAAGAUAUCGCAGGUUCUUUCUCAAUAUCUGGAUAACCCAAAGGACGCGUCGGAGAAUGCGAAAAAACUCAUGUACGAGUUCGCCGAGAACGUGAUUACGGUGUUGUGGUGCCUCUCGGAAACUUCCAACAAGGCUUUAAACGCAAUAAACGAGAUCAACUUGAUUCCGUUCCUUAUGUCUUUUCUAGCCUCGCGGGAAAGGUUACCUAUCGUUCCUGUCAUGGCGGCUGCGCAAUGCCUUUAUGUCUUGACUGACGACAACGAUCUCGGAAUAUCAGCGCUAAAGUCGGAUGCAAACUACAUUGCGUGUUUAUUGUCUAUCACAAAAGAUAUGCCUACAAACCUCAACGGAAAGCAAAAAGAACCGAACGAUUACAGAACUACAACGUUACAAGUUCUUGCCUCAGGAAUUUUGCGUAAUAUCUCCCCGCUUCCUCCAGCUAUAACAGGCUCUAUUAUCGAUAUUGACAAGGAAAUCAUCUUACCCCUCCUUCAACCCGUCAUAUCGUCGGUGUCGCUCCCUGACAUUGCCGCCACCGUACAACAGCUCGUCGAUAGUAUAGCUUCAGAGCCGCCUUCGGUCGAGAAGUUAUCAAUAAAACAUGCACCAAAGUCCGACCACAAGUCGACGCAAGAGCUGGAACUCGAUCAAUUGGAAGGAAAGCUACGCUCUAUACAGUUGGCUCUGGAAAUCCUCACCGGAGUCUGUGCUACCCUUCCCGAUCCCUCUAUGGAUAUCCAUGAGGAUGGCAAGGACGAAAAUGAUGAUGACGAUAUGGAGGAGGAAGCCUCCAAAGACGACUCAGUCGAAGCAGAAAUGGACGUUGAGAUGAACGGUAAUCAGGAAAGUCUCACCAAUUCAGAACAGCCGUCUAUCCUCCCGCGCUUGGUCCCGUCCCUUCUCAACCUUAUAUACCCCACGUCGUUAUCCUUCCCUCCACUCGCAGCGCCAUCGCAUCAUCCGCCCACAACUUCAGCAUUGAGCGCUAUCCAUAUCAGCGCGAUGGAAUGUCUCAAUAACAUCUUCCUUUCUCUCGCAGCUUCGCAAACUUCCACAGUUAAAGCCAGCCAGGAAGAUGGUCAAAAAGUUUGGAAUGAUUUGUGGGUCGUUUUAGGGGCAGUAGACGUGGAAUCUGGUUUAGGGCAAGAGAAACGCCAGGAGUUGUGGGCAAUAGCUGUUGGUGUUUUGUGGGGGGUUGGUAUCGUGUACAAAGGCUCUUUGGUUACGACUGAGGAACAAAUCCGGAUUAUCAUGCAAAUGUGUUUAUCCACAUCGGACGAGAGGCUACAGGUCAAAUGUAUCGGUACUUUAGAGUGUCUGGCACAACAUCCCGAAUCCAUCAAUGUCAAUAAGAUUGUCACAGACUACUUGGUUUCUCUUUUACCAACCUCGACAGUACCCGCACCCAUUGGUGCUGAGCCGCUCAUACAGGCUGUAUCUGCAUUGAUUGACAUAUACUCGGAUGAGACUCUACCCUAUGACAUUAACUUCCGCCAGGGGGGUAUACUACAAAAGCUCAUCUCGAGUGUAGAUGGUGUUAGGAGGGUUAUACGAGGGAUCGAUAAACGGAAGGAGGGAAGUCGAGCUCUAAGACGAAGAGGUGAUGAAGUUCGCGAAAAUCUGGUCGCAUUCAUCCAGUAUAGACGGAGUCUGCGCUUGUAGUUGAGAGGAACUAGCGGGGGUGCCAUCUUGAUAGACAUUUAAUGUUGCGCUCACUAUGAACGAUGACAAUAGCCCU